Paramecium octaurelia is the source of this 741-nucleotide messenger RNA. The record is from the annotation of a GenBank genome assembly. NCBI's taxonomy places the organism in Eukaryota, Ciliophora, Oligohymenophorea, Peniculida, Parameciidae.
AUGUUAAUAGAAGAAAAGAAAGGAUUCAAUAUUCUACUAAUUGGUGAUUAUGGGUAUAUAUAAAUCUCUAAAUUCAUAUCUAGGGUUGGCAAAACAACACUUAUAAAUUAAAUUAUUAAUAACGGUUUCUCUGAAUCACAUUGUACUACCUUAGGCAUAGAUAUUACAAAAUAGGAAAUCAAAGUUGAAAAUUCUAAGUACUAUUUAAAUGUAACAUCUCUCAAUGGUACUUUUAGUUUUUGGAUAUAUCAGGAUAAGGAAAAUUCUAAACCAUCAACUAAUCAAUAUAUAAAAGAGCUGAUUGUUUGUGUUGUAGUUAAUGAUUUAACUGAUCAAUUUGGGCCAAAAUCACUCUAGAAGUGGGUGAACAGUUUUUUAGAAUAUCGCCAGUUAGAUCCUAAAGAUAAAUUUCCUAUCAUUGUGGUAGGAACACAUUUGGAUAAUUUGGUACGGAUUGAUUCAUUAGAAAAUUAUAAAACUUUUUAGGUUUCACUAAAAGAUUAAUAUUCAGUUGAAUAAAUUUCACAAGCCGUUAUCAAUGCUACUUCACUAAAAUUUCAUUAGACAAUAAAGGAACAAGUUGAAAUCAAUCCUUUUAGUUUAAAGUUUACAAAUUCAGUUAAUACAGAAUUUGAAGGCUUAGAAUAGAUAUUAUCAUCAAUUAAAGAGAGUAAAACAAAAAUGCUUGGAGAUUACAAAAAAUAAUAGAAAAUCUCUAAGAUUGGAAAAAAAAAUAAAUGA